UCCCCAAGUUAUUAUUUACCAUCCUUUUUCAGACACCUGCCAACCUCACUCCCAAACAAGUCACAAGAGAUCACCUGAAAAAAUAAUCAGCAAUACACAAACAUAUCGUCCUCUAAAGACAUCAAGGUACGUCUCAACCAGGAAAGACAAAUGCAUUAUCCAUCUUUACAUUCUUUCAUUUCCGACCCAAAUUUUCAUUCAGAGUAACUAACACCAUUUCCAGACCAUGUCUGAACCACACAAUUACAAGCAUUCUUACAACACUCGCAGUGAUUCAGCGUACGGACAAGGGAACGCAAACCCCAAGCCCAGCGGUGGUACAGCCUAUGGCAGCCCGAACAUGACACAAAAUUCUCGCAUUAUUUCUAGACCAAUCGACGAAAUCAUAACAUCUUAUGUAUCGAUCGCGCAAUCGAUCAUUUAUCAUCGGGGGAUAUUUGAUGAUGCGUUCAUAAUCACUAUACAGAAGCAACUCGAGGAAGCGAAAUCGCGAUUAGAUUCCGCUUAUGCAUUUGACAGGUGCGAAAAUUCGUCUCCCACACUGCAUGCAGUGCUUAAGCGUCAGAGGCUUGUGAUCAAGGCAGAUAAGUACUUUGAAGUUGUUGGGAUAACAAGCAGAAUAAUGGGGAUGUCUUUUAAAUUGAGGGACUUGGAUGCUCAGAUCAAGAAGUUGAUAGAGAGGGGACACUACUGGAAUGCUGAGAAAGUUCUAUUGAUGAAGGGGAUGACGGACGCGAAGAUGGAAAUUCUCGAAUUGCAGACUAGACUUCGUUUGCUCGAGCUAUAGGAGUGCUAUGGGGCUGCUGUUAAUUGGUUGGAAGAGGCGCCACUUACUGAAUGAAGUCACUUUUCUCUCU
Molecule: messenger RNA, 857 nt
Organism: Sclerotinia trifoliorum
Lineage: Eukaryota; Fungi; Ascomycota; Leotiomycetes; Helotiales; Sclerotiniaceae
Source: the annotation of a GenBank genome assembly